AGGGUAGCUGAUACCAGUAUAAAUGCAGGCGUCAGUCUGUCCAUUCACAGUUCCAGAUUCUCUACUGCGAAGACACACACCAGAACCAAGAUGUUCAGAAAAUUAUUUCUACUCUUAGUCGUCAUCAUGAUGUUUGGAUACAGCAUGCAACAGGGUGGAGGAGGCGGAGCUGGUUCUGGUGGUAAUGCAGGUUUCGGCUUCGGUUUCGGUGGUAAUGCUGGUGCAGGUGGCGGAGGUGCCGGAGGUCCCGGAGGUGCCGGCAAUGGUGGUGCAGGGGCACCCAACGGUAAGGGAGGUAACUUUGGCUUUGGUUUAGGCAAGAACGCAGGAGCUGGUGGCAAUGGCGGGGGCGCGGUGGGAUUUGGCAAAUAAAGAACUGAUAUUUUUUUUAAAUAAACAUACUUAAUAUAAUAUUUAUUAAUAAAUUGUAACUCCCUA
Molecule: messenger RNA, 438 nt
Organism: Spodoptera frugiperda (fall armyworm)
Lineage: Eukaryota; Metazoa; Arthropoda; Insecta; Lepidoptera; Noctuidae
Exons: 4
Coding region: 91-372 (93 amino acids)
Source: RefSeq, a predicted model, not a curated record